CAACCAGACAGCCGCCCUUCUGCGACUGUUUAUGAGUUGCGAUUGGCCUGUCUCUGACCUAACAUCGCGACGAUCUGAUUCAUUGACCCGCCAGGCAUUUUUUCCUUCCUGCCACUGACCUGCGAUCGCGGAAGGUAUCAGUCUGACCUUGACCCGCCCCCGUUCUUCAGACCGCCCCCCCUUUUUACAGCUCGGAGUCGUCAUGACGACGCCCUUCCAUCGGUCCGCGGCGGAAGAUAUCGCGACUCUCUUGCGGCAGCGGGAGACACGGGAGGCCGUAAACCGUAGCGCCGAUGGAUCUCCGCUGUCCGUUUGGCAGCGGCUGCUGCCCGAACCGACCGAUGGAUUAGACGUAGAUUCGGGGGAGAGAGAAGCGGAACAGUCUCUAGACGGUGUUAUGAGAGACAGUAGCGCGAAGAAGGAGAGGGAAAAAGAGAGAGCGGGAGAGGGGGGUAGGGAGGGCGAGUCGGAGGACGAAACGGAUAGGCAGAUGGAAAGGGGGAGGGAGAGGGAGAGGGAGGUGAACAUACGGCACUCGGUUGUGGAAAUCGACGAGAAAACUCCGCUACUCGCGCCACUCAAUAGCGGAGAUUUGGUGGGUUACGGCGCGAGGAGAGAGGGACGAGACGGGGAAGCUAGGGUGGGGGGCAUGCAGAGAAGCGGGGAAGCAAGGGAAAUCAUGGUUAUAGAGUGAGGCAGAGGAGGAGCAGGAGGGCGAGGAGGCGGGGUAGGAGAAAGUGGAAAAGUGAGUGGUUUAGAUAUGUCAGGGGGGAAUGCAGGUGUGGUGGCUCAAAAAGCAGGGCAUGGGGCUGGGGAGGAGGAGGAAGAGGAUCAGCCGCAGUGCAGAAUAUAACAACAUAUAAGAUAUGUUUGACACACCCCCUAGACUGGAUAUGGGCAGUGCCUGGUGAGAGACAAGUAGCUCAGGGUGGCACUACUAGUCCAACCUCUGAGAUAAGGGUCUGAAGACCAGUCAAACGAGUACAGACAAGGCAAGAGAAAAACCAGGGCGGCACUACUAGUCCAGCCACUGGGAAGAGGCCACAAGGCCAGUCAGGGUAAUAUAUAUUAAGGUCUGUACACAAUCAAGGUCCUAGCAAAUG
Molecule: messenger RNA, 1103 nt
Organism: Closterium sp. NIES-67
Lineage: Eukaryota; Viridiplantae; Streptophyta; Zygnematophyceae; Desmidiales; Closteriaceae
Source: the annotation of a GenBank genome assembly